Molecule: messenger RNA, 1617 nt
Organism: Anthostomella pinea
Lineage: Eukaryota; Fungi; Ascomycota; Sordariomycetes; Xylariales; Xylariaceae
Source: the annotation of a GenBank genome assembly
AUGUCGAAAGUCAGUGUUAUGCCUGUGAUGGCGGCCACAGCGGCCGCCUCCUUCCUAUGGGCUCGCCAGACUGAACAGCCCAUUGCGUCGACCGUCGCACUGUCGUUGGCCGUCGCGUUUCCUUUGUAUGUCGUGGUCUGGCUCAGCUGGAUCUUUCCCUUCUACGUGUCCGACCUCAGACACGUUCCUACCGUACCAAACUUCCCGCUCUGGGGCCAGUUCCUUGAGAUCAUCACAACGGAAUGUGGUGUGCCGCAAAGAAGAUGGCACGAAGAGCACGGUCCCAUCAUAAGAUAUUUCUUCCCCUUCGGUGCUGAGCGCCUCUCCAUCGCCGACGAUGAGGCCCUCAAGCAGAUGACCGUCAAGAACCCCUACAACUACCCCAAGCCAGUUCGCGCCAAGUUGUGGAUGGUUCGCAUUCUGGGCGAAGGUGUUCUUCUCGCCGAGGGCGCGGAACACGUGCACCAGCGCAAGGCACUCGCUCCUGGCUUCUCCAUCCAGUCCAUCCGCAACCUCACCCCUGUCUUCUGGGAGAAGUCUCUGCUUCUGGCCAGAUGCUGGCGCGAGGAGAUGACAGCCGAAAAGGCCACCACCAAGUCCUUCGAGGUGCUCGAGUGGCUCAACCGUACCACGCUCGACAUCAUCGGCAGCGCCGGUUUUGGCUACGACAUCAACUCUCUCGAGAACCCCGAGACACCCAUCCGCGAGGCGUACCGUCUGGUCUUUGCUUUUGAUAUCUUCUCGCGCCUGCUUCACGGCAUCCAAGCCUUCAUCCCCGCCUCCAAGUACAUCCCGGCCAAGAUGAACCGCGACAUGGAGACAUCUCGCAACAUUAUCGUCAACAAGGCCACCGAGAUCAUCACGGAAAAGCAAGAGCAGGCCGAAAACAACACCGGCGGCAAGGACAUCCUCGCUCUGAUCGCCAAGGACAACAAGAAGAUGAAGGCGCAGGGCGAGGCCGGCCUCUCCUUCGAGACGAUGCGCGACCAAGUCAUGACCUUCCUGGGCGCCGGCCAUGACACCACCGCCACCGGCGUCGCCUGGACUAUCCACCUGCUCUCCACCCACCCCGAGAUGCAGUCGCGCCUGCGCGAGGAGAUCAAAGACUACAUGCCGUUCCUCUUCGACCAGGAGACGCGCUUCGACCCGGAGCAGGUGGCGGCGGCCGACUGCGACCAGCUGCCGUACCUCGACAACGUGUGCCGCGAGUCGCUGCGCUACAUCCCGCCGAUCCCCAUGACGGUGCGGCAGUCGCUGGCGGACGACACGCUGGGGCCGUACAAGGUGCCCGGCGGCACGGUCAUCUACGUGCUGGCCAACGCCAUCAACCGGCUGCCGAUGUACUGGGGCCCGACGGCGGACGCGUUCGACCCGGACCGCUGGGACGACCUGCCCAAGACGUUCACGGCCAACGCGUUCAUGACGUUCCUGCAGGGCCCGCGCGGCUGCGUCGGCCGCAAGUUCGCCGAGACCGAGAUGAAGAUCCUGCUGUGCUGCCUCCUCAGCAUGUACGAAUUCAAGCGCGACACAAGCACGCCCGACCCCGAGGAGUGGAAGAUGUGGCGCCUGGUGCUGCGGCCCAAGGAGGGCGUCACCGUCAAGGUCACCGCCAUCUAA